Strongylocentrotus purpuratus (purple sea urchin) is the source of this 1194-nucleotide messenger RNA. RefSeq lists its product as uncharacterized. Gene Ontology annotation, biological process: neuropeptide signaling pathway. NCBI's taxonomy places the organism in Eukaryota, Metazoa, Echinodermata, Echinoidea, Camarodonta, Strongylocentrotidae. Gene Ontology annotation, molecular function: G protein-coupled peptide receptor activity. Gene Ontology annotation, cellular component: membrane. The coding region runs from base 1 to 1194 and encodes 397 amino acids. The record is from RefSeq and is a predicted model, not a curated record. The transcript has a single exon.
AUGAGGGCUGGUGUUUGGGUAGAAGUAAUUGAUCGCAUCUUUCUCCUUGUCGCCGGUAUUCCUGGCAAUCUCUGCAUCAUCAUGGUGUACAGGAAGCGCAGGACUGGAGGGAGUACCCGUCUGUACAUAAUCGCCAUGGCGGUCGUAGACUUGGCAAUUUGCUUGUUGAGUCCCGCCAUGAUCUAUCACAAGCGCUCUCAAGGCCGAUAUACCAGUAUUAUCUUCUGCAAGAUUUUUGUCUUUGUUUACACCUCGUUGUGGAAUCUGUCUCUUCUGAUUAUGGUGGUGAUCGGAAUCGACCGCUACAUCAAGGUUUGCCAUUACACACGACCAAAGAUCAAUCGUCGGCGAGCGAAAAUCACCAUUGCUUUCUGCAUCGUGGUUUCUUUUGCCUCGAACAUUUCUUUUCUCUUUUUUCUUUCUUUACAACGACUGGACACCGGUGAGGUGGUUUGUUCGCAGAACUCUGACGGUCAGUUUCAAGGGAUUAUCACAGGUGUAAUGUAUCUAGUGUCAUUCGUUACUGCGUUCGCUACAUAUGGGAUGAUCUACAGAAGCGUGAAGAUUCACACGAGGGUUCAGGCCAACCUGUUUGCUUCUCGCAGACCAGAUCCAGUGUGUCCUAUGGUGUUAGCCCGUGCGUCUCAUGUGGCUCCAUCUGCUAAUGACAUGACUGAGGCCAACACCAACCUAAGAACAUCUAGGUACGGUGCUUCAACAUCAGUACCAUCUGUAUCCGGGUAUGUACAUUUAGCUAAUCGUCAACGUGCAUUAGUCCAAGGACCAAUAGGCCCAGCGGUGGCUGUACACAGACUAGCAUGGUUGGACAACACUACCAGUAAUGUGCCAAACAACAGCGCCCUCUUGCCCACUUCUCACUUGUCCAAUGCUGGUAUGGUGGAUGAACCAGUGGCAUCUGGCAUUGUUUCAUACAAGAAAACGCCACUCGAUAAGACGACAAAGAUGAUGUUAGCAGUGACAGUUAUUUACUUUCUCACUUUGCUCCCAGAGGCUCUGGCAAGUAUGUUUCUUCGGGAAGUGAUAUCGAGCGCCAUGGAUAAACACAUUGUUUCGGAUAUAGUCCUUUCUUUUCUUCGGGACUUGUUGUCCAUUAACCACGUCAUCAACCCAGUUGUCUAUGGUCUCUUAAACAAAAGAUUUCGACAGGACCUUUUUAAACUCUUCAAAUUCUAA